CGAAAAGGUUCCCGAGGAAUCCGAGAGCCUGUCGUCUCUUGGGAUUAAAUUGUCUGAUGAAGUUUUUGACGAGAGAACUACUUUAGAUAGAAUUAAUUUUUUGAUGAGUUUACACGAUGGUAUAAAUAGAGAGAGUACUGAGGCGAAAGGAGGAACCCCAAGGGAUACAUUAAUAACAGGGGACGACUUAGUUAAAGUUGUUCAGGCAUCAGAAAUAUCUCUUGAUGCGGAGUCUGCAGAAACUAAAAUAUUAGCUUCGCUGGUACCCGAUGAAAUAAUCUAUGACAUUGAAGAUUAUAGUAUAAGAAAUAUAGAAGGUGCAUUACUUUUUGGGGAUGUUUCUGGUUUCACCGAACUGUGUGAAAAGUACAACAAAGUAGAUAAAGGUGGGUCUUCGAGAUUAACUCAGAUUUUAAACAGUUAUAUUGGAGCAAUGGUUCAAGAAAUAAUGUCUCAUAAUGGGGAUAUUUUAAAAUUUUCGGGAGAUGCUUUCGUUGUAGUAUGGAAACAAACAGAAUCUGUGCCUAUGCGAGAUGUUGUCCAUGCCGCUAUAGAUUGUGGAUUGAUUAUACAAAAAUCGUAUGGGUCUUACGACACCGAUGUAGAUGUAACCAUAAGAGUCAAAUUGAUCAUAUCUUGCGGUACAUUUCAAUUUUCUAUAAUAGGCGAUAAGUCAAAUUCACAUUAUUUGGAAGUCGGUGAACCAAUUUGGGAUAUUAAGGCCGCAGAUGGAAAAAGUGGUCCAGGGGAUGUAGUGGUAACUCCUAAUGCUUGGCAACAUAUAAACACCAAUGAAUAUGUCUUCAAUAAGGUUUCCGAUGGUCAACAUAUUAGAGUUUUAAGUAUAGGUCCAAUUUGGAGAGCGGUUACUAAAAAAAAUAAAGAACAUAUAGAUGAAGAAAGUGAAUUUGCUUUGCGACCAGCGGUCAACUAUGCAGUUGCAUCAAGGUUAAAAGAAUCCAUGAGAAGGUUCAUUAUAAAACCUAUAAUGGAUGCAAUCGAUUUGGGCGAAUCAUUGGAUUAUCUAACAGAAGUGAGAUAUGUUGCCACUAUCAUGUUGGAUAUCAUAUUAACUGAUGUGGAUAGACCUGGAAUGGUUUUAAAAGUUGCUAAUCAAAUUUAUAAAUGUGUUUGCAGUGCCUCACAUGCUUAUUAUGGUAUUGUCAAUAAAAUAAAUUUUUUCGACAAAGAUCUAAUGGUUCUGGUUAUAUUUGGUUUACGAGGUUACAAAAUGAAUAACGAAUGUGAACGGGCACUUAAGUGUGCAACUGAACUUCGAACACAACUAAUGAAUAUUCGACUGGUUAGGCAAGUUUCAAUUGGAGUAACUACCGUGACUGCAGAAAGAAUGCUGGGCAAAGAAAGAUUAAUGAGCGAAUUUGCAUAUGUUGUACCGGCCGAUGUACCUAGUGUAAUAUGCAAUAUAAUUGAAGAAGACAAAAAGAUUCCUUACGUUACAAUACGAUAUAUAUAUCUAAAAGCUUUGGGACUUACUGAAGAAUCUACAACUUCCCAACAUUCAGAAUAUUCUAUUUCAUUGAAAUCAAUACAUAAUGAUAAUAUUAAAAGAAUACACUUGAGUCCACUUAAUAAUGCUUAUCAUGGUGCCAUGGCUUGCCAAUUAAUGCAUGUUGAAGCAAUAACUCCUGAGUUAGAGAGGAUGCUUCAAAGCUUAAGUGAGGGGAAACCAGGAUGGAUGGAGAAUUUUUUGAUCAGUUUAAUACAAUCAUCUGAAAUAAUAGUCAGAAAUAUGACUUACAAAGAAGCAUAUGAUCGAGGUUUACAAAUGCCACCAACGCAUAUGAUAAAACGAAUAUCCGAAUGGGAGAAACGAAAAAUAAUAAAGGGUGUAAUGGAAAAUGAUGAUAAUUUGGAAUGGCACAUUUAUCAGGAUUGUUAUAGAGAAAGCUUUACAGAUCUUUCGGACAUCGAAGCUUUCGAGCUAAAAUUUAAAAAUGAAAGAGUAAUAACCGCUGCAACUAUAGGUACUUUUUUUAGUCCUGAAUCGUUAGACUUGGAAACAACAAUGGAUGUAGUCAUGAUAAAAAUUUUCGACUUACUGACUUCCUAUCAACAAUUAGUGAUUAAGUGCACAUCUAUAUUAAAAUCAGAUAUUCCUAGGAAUAUGUUAGUAUUCAUCAUGAAUACAGGUACAAAGAGGAAAACUGCGAUAGCAAUUAAAACAUUAUUCGAAAAAGAAGUUUUAUGUUGUGCACAUGGAAACUUCUUAGAAGCGAAUGAAACAAUGAUAUUUAAAGGUCGUUUGAUGUCGCCUUUGACUGUAAAACAAAUUAAGUGUGAGUGUAAAGGUAUUAUAAUUGACGAAACUUGUGAGGAUCUUCCAAAAUAUGCAUCCUGUGGGUAUUUGAGAUUCCGUAUGUCCGGUUUCCGCUCCAUUAUUUACAAUUUAUUAACUGAUAUGCAAAAAAAGGAAUUUCAUAACCGAGCUAUGAAGUUUUUAGAGAGGGAGAGUCGUAGAUGUAAAAGUUGUGGAGGUGGAAUUUUUCCAGAUAUUUUGGGGGAACCCAAGAAAAACGCAUGGAAGCCUAGGAAACCUCAAAGAAGACCACGUGCGGAUGUGAAUAGGGAUAUCUUUAUGGAAUAUAUGGAGGUGGAGAAGGAGACAAGAAGAACUUCAAAAACAAGUAUGAGUGUUGUUGGUUCCAGUUUAUCAAAACACAAACCGACCAGAGCCGCUAACUAUAACUCACUCGAUAAUUAUUCUGAAAAAAUGUCUUAUAACUCAAGUGUAAGUCAGGGACUUAUAGGCAUACAAAAUAUGAAAAAAUUGAAGAAACAAGAGAAACUAAUGAAAACUUUUUCGAACAUUGAUUUUUCAGAGUGCCAGUGUCAUUUGAUUUUAUUCAGUAUAUUUGCUGAAUUACUAGAACAUUGUAAGGGUGCAGAGAAUUAUGAUAAAAUGAUGGAGGUUAUGUUAACUCAUGCAAAUAUAUGUAUUGAAUACGGAAGCUAUUACGAAGCACAAAGCAUUCUCAAAGAGGCAAUGAAUUUAUUGGAUAACUUAGCGUACAGCUCAAAAUAUUUAAAAUGGAUGCUGGACAUAAAAAGAGGAAAAGUGUUGACGUUAAUGGGAUAUGCAUAUUUUGCUUUGAAUCACUAUGAAAAAGCUUACGAAUUUUAUCAAUCUGCCUUAGCUAGUUAUGGUUGCGAGUUUCCUUGGAGCAAUAUAGAGAAAAAGUUAAAAUUGUUUUAUGGACGUUUAAAACACAAAAUAAGGUUUUUCAUGUGUAGGGAUGGCUUCAAGGAUAAAGAAAGCGUUUACGCUCAAUUUUAUGAUGAUGUUUCGGAAUGUUUGUAUCAUUUUUCUGUGAUCACUUCGUACAUGGGUAAAACAGACCUUUCUAUGCUAUCGGCAGUUUGGUCUUUGGAAAAAGCUUUGCAGUCCUCAAUGAAUUAUGUACGCCUUUGUAACGCUUAUGCACAAAUGAUUCGGAUGCAGUCUAAAUUCAGAAUAUGUAGGUUUUCAAUAGCAUUAGAAACCUAUGCUUUAAGAAUGGUCCAUUUUAUAAAAUAUAUAACUAUGCCUGAAGAUAUUAAGGCAACCGCUAGGCUAUAUGCCUCUAUAUUCGAAGCAAGAUUGUGUAGAUCAGAAUUAACCUUGGCUAUGGAAACUGGUUACAUCACUUGGAGAUUGGGUAACUCGAAAAGAUCUAAUGUGCUGCUAAUGAAAUUUCUACCUUUAUUCGCAUUAAAUGCAAUGUAUAGAAAUUUGAUUAAUGAGGCAGUUGUCAUAUUACAAGAACUUGAAUUUUUUGUAAAUGAAGAACGUGAUUUAACAGGGAAAUUGACAUUUUAUACUAUGUGUAUCAUUACUCAGCUAGAAACAUGUUUCACUGUAGAAUCAUUUAGAAGUGUGGAAGAUUUUAUAAAAACGGAAGGUUACAUUAUUAAUAUCAAAGAUCCCCGGGCUAAAAGCAGAUUUGCUGCGGUAAUGUGGCUUUGGUGCAUUAGAAAUGAAUACUAUGAAACAGCCGAAAUGUGGAAAGAUCAAGCAUUUCAAUUGGUCACUAAUGAACAGAUAUUUAUCAAGUUUGACGUUAUAUGUGCCUUGUACCUUCUUGAAGGGCAAAUUUUAUGUUUGGUUCAUCAGCUAGACAGAAAGGGCACUGAAGAAUGCUUUAUGUUACAAAAGAGUAUUAGAAAAUUGAUAAAUAAUUUGAGUAUCAUUAAAGAUAAAUUUGUGAUAAUAAAGCCUAGAUUAAUGCAUAUGAAGACUUAUUUCACGUUGGCCUUGUCAAACAACUAUAGUUGUAUUGGUGGAAUAUUGAAGGCUAAGGAUUUUUCGAUUAAAUGUGGAAAUUUAUUGGAAAGAGAUUUUCUUGAUCAUACCUAUAAGGCAUGGACAGAAAGCCUCCCUCAAGGACAAAUAGAUUUUUGGAAAGAUCAUUGUGAAGAGAAUCUCAUUGAUGUCCACGAAACUGGACACAUAGAAGGUGCUCCAGGAUUUUUUACUCUUCCUGUUCCGAUUUAUAUGUAAAUUUUCAUUUAACGCUAAUUAUUAAAAUGCUAUUAGUUGGGAGUGAGAAGCCAAGGAGUUAUUGUAUUUUUACCAUACAAUAAACAAUAAAAUCAAUUUUAUUUGAUGAA
Molecule: messenger RNA, 4608 nt
Organism: Aethina tumida (small hive beetle)
Lineage: Eukaryota; Metazoa; Arthropoda; Insecta; Coleoptera; Nitidulidae
Product: adenylate cyclase type 10
Exons: 26
Coding region: 104-4498 (1464 amino acids)
Biological process (GO): cyclic nucleotide biosynthetic process; intracellular signal transduction
Cellular component (GO): cytoplasm
Molecular function (GO): adenylate cyclase activity; protein binding
Source: RefSeq, a predicted model, not a curated record